Molecule: messenger RNA, 15290 nt
Organism: Schistocerca gregaria
Lineage: Eukaryota; Metazoa; Arthropoda; Insecta; Orthoptera; Acrididae
Gene: gprs
Product: serine-enriched protein
Exons: 8
Coding region: 99-1211 (370 amino acids)
Molecular function (GO): protein binding
Source: RefSeq, a predicted model, not a curated record
GUCAGAGGGUGGGACAGCACAGCGUCCGUCUGCCCACGCAGCAAGACGCCGCUGUAGUCGGUCUGUCGCCAGCACACGUGUAGCUCAGCGGGGGCUCGAUGCCCGAGGCGAGCAGCAGCGCUAUGGCGGAGGCGGCGGCGCUCAGCGACGAGCCGGACCUGAGCACCUUCGAGAACAAGUCGGGCCUGGCCGAGGACAUGAAGUUCCUGGCGUCGAUGCCGGAGCUGUGCGACGUCACCUUCCUGGUGGGCGACACGCGGGAGCCCGUCUGCGCCGUCAAGGCGGUGCUGGCCGCCAGGAGCAGAGUGUUCCACAAGAUGCUGUACCAGGCGCCGAGCCCGCAGCGCAAGAAGGAGCAGGCGCCCAAGGAGAACAAGUUGCGGCUCUUCCUCAAGCGCAGCAGUGAGCCACUGCUCAACCUGCAGAACGCCGCGCAACAGGGCAACCAGCACCACACCCUCAUCAUCGAGGAGUUCGAGCCGGACGUCUUCCGUCAGCUCAUCGAGUACAUCCACACCGGCUGCGUCACGCUGCAGCCCAGGACCUUACUCGGGGUGAUGAACGCGGCUGACUACUACGGUCUGGAUGAGCUUCGGCGCGCAUGCGCGGGCUUCGUGCAGUGCUGCAUCAACGUGGACACCGUGUGCGCGCUGCUCGCGUCCGCCGAGCGCUACAUCCAGUACAAGUGCACCAAGUCGCUCGUCCAGAAGGUGCUGGAGUUCGUCGACGAACACGGGAACGAAGUGCUGAACCUCGGGUCGUUCACGCUGCUGCCGCAGCACGUGGUGCGUCUGAUCCUCGCCAGGGACGAGCUGAGAGCUGAUGAGUUCACCAAAUUCCAGGCGGCGCUGAUGUGGAGCAAGAAGUACUGCGACAACAACCCCAACACGGCGCUGAAGGACGUGAUCGGCAACUUCCUCGAGUACAUCCAGUUCCACAAGAUCCCGGCCAACGUGCUGAUGCGCGAGGUGCACCCGCUGGGCCUGGUGCCCUACAGCAUCAUCAUGAACGCGCUCGCCUACCAGGCAGACCCAACAAGUGUCGACCCCGGGAAGCUGUCCCCCAACAGAGUGAGGCGGCAGGCGCAGGGCCGCUCCAUGUCGGUCCAGUCGUCGCUGGACCCGUACGGCAGCAACACGACGCUCAGCUCCAGCGGCUCCAGCGAGAUGGCCAGCAGCGAGGGCGCCGGCACCAAGCACUCCUCCAACUGAGCGGGGCGGGGCGGGCCCCUGUCCCUCACCCUCACCCUAACCUUAACCCUACACCUCUCAACCCCGACCCUGCACCCAGCGGCCUCUACCCUACCCCUCCUCUCUGGCACUGCGCCGGUCACCAAGGGCUGUCGCGCACUUAUCCAUCUCUCUCCGUGCUUCUGGAAGCACUUAGCGAUUCUGGUACGCCGCGAACAACAAUGUGGGUCUGAGAAACCGGAAUGCCCGUCGGUGGAAGGUCGUGCGUGACUGAACAGCAUGCGUUUCUUGUAUUAUGUACUGUUAGCUGUGCUCAGAAUAGGACGAGUUUCCCUGGAAGGUACAGGUUUGGCAUAUUAAAGUGCGAACUUGCCUGGAAAAUCUUUCGGAACCUUAAGAUAGGCUGCCCAACCUACAUCAUGUGUCCGCUUUGCAAAAAAUUGUGUUAUUAAAUUUUUCAUCUUAUCCUUAGUUUUCUUUUGCCUUUGUUCCCCAUCGGCUCAGGUUCGAAAGGAUUUGGUAUGGUUAAUUCAAGGGGUAACCAAUUGCCAUCCUGUAGCUAUCCCGCUACUCAUGGGACAAAGUAUGUGUACCCAACUGUCAGCGCGUAAAAGCGAGCGAAAAUUUUCCAGAUAUCCUCUAAUCAUGUAACUGAUGCUGGACUUAGGUACCAGCCCAGUGGGCACAAAGUGGGAUGUGGGAAACCGCCUAAAUACCACAUCCACGUUUGCCAGCACACCGACACUCGUCGCUAAUCCUCCAGGUGGAUUCGAUGAGGGACAAACGCAACUCCCUGCCGUUUUUUUAAUACGCACAGUUAUUCUGCCGGGUUUGGGUUGCCUAUCUUAAGGUGGGUAAAACAUUUUCUGGACAAGUUAAAUUUUCCCCACCUGUAGAUGCACCCUGCUCCCUCCCAUUAUCCCACUGUACCUAAUCUCCAUAGACAUUAUUUUGAAGGUAAAUUUCGUGUUGCUAGGUUCUGAGAACCAACUGCAGCUUGAGCUAUGCCUCAAUAUUAAAGGUUUCCAGGACGGGACACCAAUCCAGAUCAUUCCUUUUCGCCUGAAGGGUUUCACUGUUCGAACAGCCUCACUAGAAUAUUCAGUAUUCAGACUGCCACCAAAUAUUCAAUCUGCCAGUGCUUCAGUGCGUUAAAACGGCACCUUUGGUCGGAAAGACAUGGUGGAAAACGACUUACAUAGAAUGUCUCAGACAUCAGCCUCGCAGACGUAUUGUUUGAUUGUUGAUAAAUGCACCAUAAUAAUAAUACGCAUAUCACAGGAGUUUGCAUUUCCUUGUAUUUCUACAGAAAGUAUAGGUCAUUGUUUAUGGUGACGUUCCUUUCUGAUAUAUAUAAAAAUAGAUUUUAAUCCACAUUUUGUCCGGAAACGUGCUGCUUCCUACUUAAUUUACAGCCAAAAAUGCAAGUGGCUAGGAGAACUACUGGUUGUACGUUCGCGUCAGUUGCAGUACUUUAUCGCAAAUCAAUACUACAUUUUCGCUUUGACAUCAUUCUUCCUCCCAUUGCAAACAGUAACGCAUUAUUUCCUGAACACCACUCACGUAUGUUCAGGAAGAACAACAUAACAGACGAUGUCUUCUACCGCUUUCCGUAAAAAUCAUCCAACAGCUGUCUUGUCUUUUAACACGUAAACUUUAAAAUUACCUCUUACCUCUGAUUUAAGUGACAAAGAGUACCUCAGUCUUGAAUGAUUUCCAUGUUUUACGAUACCUAUCAUCCUUAAUAUGUGCAAAAUUAUCUCAAGAAUGAUCGGAUUCCGUAUCGUAAGCUUAAUUGUAACACCAUUUUGGUUAACAAAAUUGCUAUGCAGUAGAGUUGUUGGACACAACUAAACUUUUAGUCUUAUGACACAGUUAUUCUUUGUCUCUGCCUUUCACAGCCAUCUGCGUAACACAUUAAAAAAAAAAUUAUAACUUACAUAUGGCCUGAGUCUGUUACAAGUUGUGCACUGUGCUCAUCGAAAGCCCUUGUUUUUUCUGAAUAUAUUUCAUUGUAGUUGGCACUGACAAUUAAUAAUGUCUAGCGUAAAGCUUAGUGUUACUUUCGGGCUGUAUCAGAAACAAAACAUGUUAGUAUUCUGGUAUAGACUCCCAAAACUAGCCUGACGCAGCUCUCCACAGUAAUCUAUCCCGGGCAAGCCUCUUCACUGCAUAACUGUUGCAAGUCACAUCCAUUUUAAUCUGCUUACUGUGGUCAAACCGUAGUCUUCCUUUACAAUUUUUAAUCACACCUACCAUUGCCUCUAUUAACAAAUUCAUGAUUUCCUGAUACCUUGGGAUGUGUCUCACCAACCGAUUCCUUCUUUUAGCCAAGCUGUCCCUUAAACUUUUUGUUUUCACAGUUAGAUUCAGUACUUCUUCCAUUCUUAUUGAAUCUACCUAUAUAACCUCCAGAAAUCUUCUGCUGCAGCACGUUUCUAAACCUCCUAGUCUUGUAUUGUCGGAACUGUUUAGCUUCAAAUUUCCACUUGCGGACAAUUCUACACUACACGCAAAUACCUCCAGAAAAAUAUUCAUAAUCUUUUGACUUUGUAUUAGAAGUUAACAAACUCCUCUUUUUAAGAAAACCUUUCCUUGUUAAUAACAUUCUACAUCUUACAUCCUGUCUAUUUCAGCCAUUUUCAGUGUUAUUGCUGCCCAAAUAACAGAACUCAUCUACUACUUUUCGUGUCUCAGUUACUAAUGUAACACACUCAUAACCACCUGGCCGUUGCCCCAUUGUUACUUAUCACUUUAUAACCCAUUGUCAUAUCAUCUAAGAUAUCGGAGGUUAUAGUGUUUCCACGCCUGUUGUCUGCUCCCAAGCCCCGAGGCGAUUCACUGUAUCUUGUAAAACCUAAACGCUGUUCGAAAGUAAGUUUAACUGAAAACUGUAGCUGACGUCGGAUUAUUUUUAUUAUUGCAGAGAAUAAUUCCAGAUGGAGACAAAAGUCCUCUUCGCCUUCCGCAUACGUUUUUUUCCAUAAAAACCGAUAGUGAGAUAAAAUUAAGGAAACACUUGGAAAUAUUCUUUCCGUGAGGAACGAUACUCGUGCAAUGCCCACCGAAUAACGUGAUUGAAAUUUAGAAAAGUAUGAGUGGAGAUCGUCGAUCGCUUGGAGAUUUUAUCUCCACCUGAGAGCUGCUCGAACAGUUAAACUGCUGAGGAAAGUUUUAGUCUGUUUUUGAGUCCUGCAUUAUUGUAAUCUGAUGGCAUCCUUCAUUUUGUUCCUACUCCGCACUGGUUUGAAAGGUCUUAGUUACUCAUUCUAGGGAAAUAAUGGAUAUUAAUUUUGUUAUAAAACUUAGACGUACAAGGCAUUUUUAGUAUAGUGUAACGAUUAACUUUUUACGUAUUCACAAAUGUACCGAAAACCACUUUUCUCUUUCUCUGCUAAUAUCACUUAUGUUUAGUUCGUCCUAUAAUUUCAGCCCCCUCUUUCUCCACUCCUCAUGUUAUCUUCAGCCUUGCAAACUUAAGAUCGCUUGAUUCAUCUAGAAAUAUUUCUUCGUUUGGUUACAUAGAUUUGAGAGUAUUUUAAAUAGAUUUGAGAGUAUUUGAGUGUGACAUCUCGUGCCAACUGCUGCACUUCACAAAUGAUAUAAUACGAGCAAAUUAUAGCUGCAGAAUGUUCUGUCUACUGUGUUGAUGUUUCUCUUGUCUUAUUAAACAUUGCCGUACAUAGUUUUCUAAUCUUUUCUGUUCAUCUUAACGUUUUGUUUGAUGUUUCUUAUCGAAUUUUUCUUUUUCCUCAUACUGGAGUCCCUUUGAAGUGCAAAAUAAGCAUUUACAGUUAUGGAUCCUGCAGUUAUCAUCGAGUGACCUCUACAUAAUCCACUUCCCCCAAAUUAAUGACUCUAGACUGAAAUUUCAGUGUUCCAAAUAAACUGAUUUUUUGCGUUCAUCGUAUUUCAAUAUCACUCAUUACCUUGCCAUCAAAUUUAUAUAAGAAAGUGUAGUGAUAUCAUCUGCCAUUUUCUUAAUCGCUUCACUCGAUACCCAAUGCUUAUAGGGUGUCUUACAUACUGUGUCGCAGAGUUGCCUACUCAGAAUGUUGCAGGCGAAAGUGGCAGGUUGCUCUACGCUUAUAGCGGACGUAUCAUUCUUAAAAGCGGAAACUGACACGGAUGAAAGUAUACCAUAAUGAAAGCAAAAACAUUUCAGCUAGCAGGGUAUCCAAAAUGAUUGUCUUAGUUACGAACCGCCACUGAGCACAGUAUGAAAUAAUUUCCUAGAUUUUACCAGUUUAUCUGAAAUGCGAUUUUUUUCGUUUAAGGCAUCAAUUUUACAUGUAACCUACCUGAGCAAGAAAUACAAUACUUUUUCUGUACCUUACGAGUCGUAGUUUGCAGUAGAUUAGUUUCUGUUGAUCUGUUCCGUCUGUCGUCAUCGCCUUGGAUGCAAUUCUUUACUCUUCUGUAUGGUGACUUACGAAUUCUUUCAAACACGAUCGGAUCAUCUCGCAAAAUCUGAGAUUUGGCGAGGUUGCUGGGGGAGACAUCACGUCCGUCAUAUCUCGCUGUAGGCACCUCAAAUACACUGACCGGAGUCUUACACGUGAUGAUGUCACCUCUGCACAGUAGAAGCACUGAUUGUGGAUUCGCCGGACUCAGGGUCUGAAUGGCUAACCGUAACGGUGUAGCUCGCACGUCUUUUGAAAGGAUGCCAUUUUUAAUUCUAGCAAUUUUCUUUGUGGAGGUUACGAAACACGUUUACACGAUCACUUCUCAACCAUCUGCACCGUGUGCACAUUACAACAGUCUUAAGCCUGGCGUAUCGCACCAUAUCUAUUUCCAGUUACCUUUAACAAACUCUAAAUGGUACCACAAUUAAAGUAAUAAUUUAUGUUCUACAGUGAUCAACGAGAUCUACGCCCGACACUCAAUCGCUCACCUUUGGCGUCCCUUCGCGAAUGCCACUUUGUUAUCUUGAUAAAGGGUAGGAAAGUGCUUCCUUGUUUUUAGGCCAAUCACAGUCCUCCGUUGUGUUGCCAUUAACUAUGUUGUCUUCUGGGGUCGACUAAUGACCGUCUUGUUACAUGGCUGAUGUAAUGUCACGUCACCAGGGAUGCUAUGCAGGACGCUUCCUGUCCACCAGUUUAUUUAGCGUCUCUCUCUCUCUCUCAAUCCAGUGGUAACAUACCGCCUCGCGCUGUAAUCAUAGGUAUCACUCAGUGGGUACUCCCCUAUUAACAUAAUCAUAAUUACCUGUGCAUUUCGUCGCCCUAUUUUUUGAAUCUAUCAACUGGCGUGCUGCACAGUUCUCUUUCGAGAUGACACCCGACAGAAAUAUAGAGACGAUUUAGACACAUUACCUUUAAUGCCAAGGUACAAUCCUGCGCCCUCUCUAUCUUUAACAUUCCGGGCGCGUUAAAGGGCUGACACGAACAAGAUGUGUUCGUACCCUAGCUCGCAUAUACCAUAUUCCCCAGUUACGGAAGUGGAAUUCGAGCCGAAUUAGACUGGUCUCAAUAGAAAAGUAUAUAAUUCAAAUACAUAUGUAAUAAAUAGGACAGUACACCACACAUAAGUCAGCAGCGACUUGUAAGAGCACGUUGGGAAUCAUCUCACACACGGCUCGUAUGCAGACAAACAUUUACUGGAAUGUUAUUGUCUCUGUACCAGUAUAUUUACAUCCGUGACGGAUUUCCUUCUCAAUUUUGAUACUCGCUGUAUCAUAAUGUAAUUAUUCUAUAGUCUAUCAUAGUGCGGAGAUGUCUACGAUUUAGUUAAUGGUAAUUGAGCACAGCUAUUCAGAAGUUGGAUGUGACAGUUGGAUUAAAUGUUAAAGGUGCAACAGACAUGCUGUUUACCGUUUACUAGAGGGUCAGCCGUCUUGAGAUUUCCCGAAGUUAUUGCCGCAGAAAACAAUCAGCUUUCCCGCAGGUUCGGGCGAAGCAUAUACUACAAAGAUAUUAUCUCAGCCUGCUGCACUUUAACGUUCUAGAAAUGCACAUGUUUGAUAUACGUAUAUAUUUUCUCGAAUAGUUAGCACUUACUGUUCAUCGAGAAAAUCCCGUAAAACCUCUCGAAAUUUGACAUGCUGCAAAGCAAUUCUAGUGGUUUAAUUUUCGACAGUACUUUUAUCCGCUUACGCUACAACGAAGAGAAAGAGAUCAUUGCCCUCCAACACCACUCUAGUCAUUUUGAGUAUGGCCCCUGUGUGAUGUAAUAAUUCUCUCCAGGCAUCUGUUUCUGAAGACUUCACUGCCAGUCGAAUCGAAAUGAUUGAUGAGACUGUUUCCAGCAAAUUAUUGUCUGACUAAUCAACUUCCCUCGGACAUUUUUUUCUGAAUAUAUUAAUAUAUAAUUUUGUUAUCAUUGUUUAUCUCAAACAGGAAAUUGUUUUCUGACAGUUUUCACACACAUUUUUGUGAAGAUUCUGAGUCGAAAACCUUGUCGUCACCUGAGCACAAGAAACAUACAGGGAAUGUGUAUUACGCCACGAUUCGUGUAACUGAACCACAUCUGUUUGCGGUGAAACGUAGAGUCCUUGACUGCAAAAAAAAAAAAAAAAAAAAAAAAAAAAAAAAAAAACAUUUUUGUGACUUUCUCUUAAUAAUGUCUAUGUUUCACUGAUUAUUUUGCAACCAACAUCUUACAAGGACAGUAAUCUGCUUUGUGGACUUCCAAACAAUGGUUGCGUUGUUCUGGCGCUGACAGAUUUGUUAAGCGCUGAAAAGGAUAUAUCAAGAUUAUGUUAGAGGAUAGUAUUUGAACUAAUCUUAGAGCUUAUUACAAAUUUUGGUAAGAUGAACAGUCAAUCUGUUGCAGAUAAGAGCCUCUUGCAAUAAUUUGAAAAAAUUAUCGUAUUGAGACACACAGACGAUUAACUUCGCGAAAAAAUUCCGUAGAUGUUUAGGCUAGAUUGUAUCUAAAAAUUUUUCUUUCAAAACUUCAGUCUUGAUCACACAACGUAUGCUUCAAGAACAUAGGUGACCGGUUUCUGACAUAUCACAUGACCAUCAUCAGAACCAUGGCAACCUUCGAAGAUGGUAGGUGGAGCAGUCUUCUCAGCUGCUGUGAUGUCAACCAUCUUCGAAGGUUGCCAUGGGUCUGAUGAUGGUCAUGUGAUAUGACCGAAACCGGCCACCUAUGUUCUUGAAUCAUACGUGGUGUGAUCAAGACUGAAGUUUUGAAAGAAAAAUUUUAAAAAAUUUUUGAUCACUGUUCCAAAAAUGUUUAUUGGAUUGUAUCUCUUGAUUUUAUUAUUCACUCAUAAUUUACAGCCCAUGGUGAAGAGGAUGAAUCGUAAACUACUGGCGGAAGGGUCACUAAAGGCUCAGUUUUCUAAGACAUGGAACAGAACGUUAAUGGAUGAACUACUGAAUCACAUCAUCCCAGUAGCUUGAGGCAGUGACGAAAAAUUAUGAAAUGUGGUUCUCUUAAUUAUAACAUCAACCGCAAUCUUCGUGUAUAACUUUGGACUGGACUAAAAGAACCUUACAAGUACCGGUAACGGAAUCGCACAUCUCUACAUAACAAGUAGUGUUUUCCGGGUUGCUGAUCGCAGAUGAGCAGGGGCAGGUUUCCAUCGGUGCCCGGGUCGGGUCAGCGGUCUCGCCUCUGCUGAUCGAUAGUCUCCCGCAUCCUGCGUGCCCAGGUUACGAGGAACCAUUCAGAUGCGAGCUAUCGAUCUCAAAGUCGGGCGUCGCGACCUUGCUAGCGCGUCGUCACAGUAACCUCAUAACCGUUUUCUCGCAUCACUUUCGUUGAAGCACAAUCAAAUUCGAAGACGCUAGCCUUAGGACCCGACUGCUACCGCGACACGGUGGCAGUAAGUUUUCCGUCCUCGGCGCAAGAGCAAGCCAAAAAUAAGGUUGCUUUCCCCGUACUUCCAGAGACAGCUGGUCCGUUUAUUUGCGUCCUUGUGAGGGUGGUGAUCUUUAUUCUCUUCGCAUUAUUUCGGCCACACCACCUUGCAUUUACAAAUUAGUUUUCCUGUAAUACUAGCACCACUCGUUGGUAUUCUUGUAGUGCCUAAGCACACCUUCGUCUACCCACCGAGGUUAUGUACUUACAGUUAGUAAUACUGCAGUACAAUUAGCAGUACUGUACGUUAGAUAGCGAUCAGAUGCGACAGUUUGCGUCAUUAAACGUAUCUCCAGUUCGUCGGUUUUGCAGAAUUUUAAUUAGGACGUCCGCUCCUUAGGGACUACAAAACGCCGCAAUUUUCGCGUAGUGCAGAGGACACGAUCGACAAUACUCCGGUCAAAUUACAAAUAAUUCUGUUUCUUGUCAACGAACACUGCUCUGAAGGAAAGCAAUUUCACUCAUUCCUAUAUGGUUUUUAUAAACAGUAGAUUCACUUGUUCAGAAGAGUAAUCUUCGAUACUGGUUGCUGGUAACAAAAGAAAGAUGGGAAUUUUUAACUGCUGCAUGCAUAAUACAUCCCGUUAGAAAAGAAAUUUUUAGGUGGUCAGAAGUGAUACGAUAGCUCUCUGAGAUGGGAGUUUCAAUAACUUGACCAACAUACUUUACGUGUCUUUAGAGUGUGAAAUUUAGUCUAAAUAUGUAGCAACAGACAUCCAGCAUGUUUAUUGUUGUAGUGUCGUGUGUCUUCUUUUUCAUAUACUGCUAGCUCAGUUGUGGGUUGAUAUAUUUUCAUUAGUUUUAUGUCACCUUCCUUUUUUUCCAUCUCUGACCCUUAACUAUAUUAGGAGCCAAUUGUAGUUCCCUUCCAGGACGCUACAUUGGUGAUUAUACCAAAUUCACUCCAAAGAUACAUGUCAUUGUCAUUUUUAAUUGCAUUUCGUGACGCUUCCGUAUGGUGCUACAUCACACGUGCUGAGAACGCAGCUGUAGAGUAUUAGCUGCUCUCCCCUCUCCCCAACCUCCUCCCGUCUUCCCUACAUUAAAUACAGCAUGUUUUGUUCCCAAAUUUGUUAUAGUUAGUCAAGCGCAUGAGGAGGAACGUGUUUGAGUGUUGGAAGUUUUGAUGUUUAGUCUUUAUACCUGUUUCACUCCUCUCGAAACUGUUGACAAUCUCUAUUGAUGUUAUGACACGUUGAUGUAAAUAGUGUUAUUUCAUUACGCGGCAAUACGCCGCAUUUUUAAACGCCAUCUAAUUUUAACAUAUUAGUCUAAGCUACGCGUCUGAGGUGUUACCCUGCCUCUUGUCCAACUAAAUUCAUAUCGGAAUUUAAGUCAGGAAAUCACACUAAUUUGCGUCACUGUCGUUUGCAGAGGUGGGGUAACAGCCGAGGGCGAAUUCACACUAGUGGUUGCAGUACUAGGUAUAGACACUGAAAGAUCCUUUGACACGUGGUGAUGCUAUGGGAAGAAGAAAAGUACCCUGCAGCAAAAAAGCCGCAGUACUACAAAGUCAGUGUUAGGCCACAUUGUCUGUGCCAUUUUUAUUAUUAAAAACCAAAUUAUAAUAAUUUCUUUUAACAUACUCAGUACAACGAGCGCUUCUCAACCGGUCGCUGCUGCAAACUAAAUGAUGAAUUAAGUCGAUAAUUCUAAAAAUUAAAUAUUAAAAACUAUCUACAUCGUCAGAGGAGCACACAGUGUUAGCCGAAAUCUGUUUGACGCUAUCCAUAGCUCACUGGUUAACAAACUGCUCUUCCGGCCGACGAAGUCAUAUUUUGAAACUGAAGUCGGAACAAAAAUUUGUGCUUAUAGGUUAAAUGCGUUGUGUCUCAGAACUCCCACAAAGAAGGUAUUAGAUCAUUCCGGGUUUUAAUGACCUAUAUUUUAAGGCAGAACGGAACUAUAUUUCAAACAAUAAAGUGAAAGCACUUUCUACCUCUAGAAAAUAACCAGUUAUUAUCCUAACGUGAGGGCAAAAUAGGUUGCAAUGAGUCAGAAAAGUUGAGCGGCAGAUUAAAGAAUUCUCAGUUACCCAGACUGGUUAAAAGCGCGCUUGUUGUACUUGGAGACGCCACUAGAGUAUCGUAGAUCAUGAAGGAAUAAAUAAAAUAACAUUUUAAGGACUCAAGUCAAUGACAAUAUUUCUAUUGCAGUUUUGCUAUAACGUCUGUUGAAAAUUGUUCAGAUAUACUGUGUGUGUGUGUGUGUGUGUGUGUGUGUGUGUGUGUGUGUGUGUGUGUGCGAGAGAGAGAGAGAGAGAGAGAGAGAGAGAGAGAGAGAGAGACAGAGAGACAGAGAGAGAGAGAGUGAAUAUACGUGCGUGUACGUGCGUGGGUGCGUGUGCAUGUAUAAAAUUGAUUACUUCAAGAGAUUCACAUGUCGUAUUGAAGCCUAUGAACACCAGUUUUAAUUGAUAUAUUUCCCGAGUGUUCUUAUUCACUAUCUUUGUAGAAACUUUAUAGCUCGUGGUAACAAGCAUUGAAUUAACAAGAAUAUGAUAUUCGAUGUUAACAAUCACUACAGAAAAGCCACGUGUCGAUGAGAUCCUGUUGUUAGGAUUUAUGAGAUAUUAACUUUAAACGUAAUUUUGUCUGAUAUAGGCCGUUGAAUGUUGCUUUCCCAUCACGCUUUAUGUUUAGUGAUUGUAGGAGGAAUCAGAUUUUCUUGUCUUCGUGACUUCGCCUGAGUGUGAUCUUCGGAAAUCGUAAUCGUACUGAUCUUAGAAUGCGCCAACGCGGAUACCGUAUAGUUGCAGCGACUUGGAUGGUGCAUCUGACAGCCUUUGGAGACCAUGUCCGACUAUCUAAAAAUGGCCAUGCCCUUCACCAGACCAUUUCGCAUAUCAGUUUAAAGCCAUCGCUCCAUACCUGUAAACCUUAAUGUAUAUCGACAGCCCAAGUUUCAUAACGCAGUACAGUAUCUGCUCAACAAUGUUUGUAUUAUUUUCUCAUGCGAUUAAUGUUUGCUGAUGGAAAAGAGCACACGCAUACACACACACACACACACACACACACACACACACAAAUAAACGAACACAUUCUGUACUGCAACUAUGUUUCAUAAAAAUGUACUUUUGCUUUCUAUCAGUUAAGUGGAAUGAAGCAAAUUAAAGUUCGAUCUCAGUACUGCCUAGAUCAUACAAGGAGACGCUCCUCUAACAUUUCAACUGGUGGAUAUAACUCAUUUGGCUAUCGAAGAUAACUGACAAAAGAAAAAGUCGAGAACAAUGUUAAAACACGAAUCGAUAUAAGAGAAAUAUCGGUUUUGGUAAAAGUCAUCACAUUCUCUGACAUCUGACCAGAAUUAUACUACGCCACACGCUACCAAAAUUGACUAGGAAUCGAAGAUGAAAUGGAGAAAGAGGGCGGUUAGAAUACAGACUUGUGCCCUGGGAAGACUACCAGUUGCCUCCAAGUGCUAUUAACGGUAUGUUCAAAAGGAUUAACUUAAUGAGUGUAGUAUUGCACUUACGUAGUUAUGCAUGAGCGAAAUAUUUACUAGAUAUUUUCCAAGGAAAAUCACCAAACAGCCGUAUCUUUUGAGAUUUUAUUCAGACAAACUGUUUCCGUAUCUCAGUUAUGCCAUCUUCAGACACCUAAGCACUCCAUGUAUGGACAAUCAGACAUAUCGAUACCUGCGUAACUGGAGGUAUCUGUAUCUGGAUUGCAUGAAUUCCUUUUUGGAGUGUUUACGUCGAAGACUUGAUUUUGAGUUGUUGAUAAGCCUUCCAAGUAAGCAUCCUAAAAAGUAAUUCACGGAAUCCAGAUAGAGAUAGCUCCUUUUAUGCAGGUAGCGAUAUACCUGACUGUAUACACAUGGCGUGCAUAGGGGCCUGAAGAUGGCACAAUUGAGAUGCCGAAACUGGUUGUCUAAAUCAAAUUACUUUUCAAAACAUACGGCUGUUUACCAAUUUUCCUCGAUACGUAUUUAACCACCCACUGUCCCGUAUCCACAAUGGACCAACAGAGUUAUUAGAAAGGUGGGAAUGGGAAGUCCCUAAAGGUAAGAAACCCUCAGCGUCUGCAACUCACAAAACAAAACAAAAAGUGUUCUCCCCAGUGCGUCAGAUGUGUGCUGUCUGCAGAUAAACAUUUUCAUCAGUGCUACUAAUGCAUAGAACCCCAAUGCCAUGGGCUGACAAGUCAGUGAGGAAGUAUUUCAACUCGAGCAGAUUCUGUACAGGCGCCACCCCCUUCACAGCCCCCCCCCCACCCCCCCAAGGUUGGGACCCGCCUCCCUCGCCAGUUCGGAUGAGGCCUGCCACGGCUCCCACGCUAUCCCCCGUAGCCUAGCUACUAGCUAGUAGCCAACUGGCAAGAGGAAGUCUGCCGCGGUUCCGCCAACUUCCGACCACUUUGCAAAACUUCCACGGCUUCCGUAAACUGUGCGUGUACUGAGUUAUAGAUUGGUGUACCACUUACAGUACUUCCUGGUAAUAUCCUCUCUUAUAGUCAUAAAAGUCUAAUGGUAACCGUCGGACCCGUCCAUAGUACCGUGUUUAAUGUUUUUACAAUGUUUUAUAUUUUUAUCGCAAACUGAAUAACACGUUUGAGAGGUUAGUCGAACGUGCCGUUUCCGAUAUCCUCUAUUGCACAGUGAUGUCACUGUAACUCUGCUGCUGCCAUAUGACUUCUAGCAGAAAAGAUAUUGGACUCUCCUACUUUUGUGUCGAUAGUGUUCCAUUUACAGCUUGUGCGAGAUAGGGCUGUUCGAUUGUGAUUCGCUCCUGCUUCAGUUGAUUUACCGGCAGGUCAGCUGGAUCUGGAAGCCAUCCGCAUGUACGUUACCUCUCCGCGUAAUUUUUAUCUCAGUGGCUACUGGAGCGGUUGGAUUCAGAGAACCGAUCUCACAAACAACCGAAAUCUGGUUAGACCUCAAGAACACCGCUUGAGUGGAGUACUCAGCUCACAGAACGUAUGCUCCAACGCAACAGUUAUCCAGAUCAAAAAAUUUCGCCAGCGUCACUACACUGAAUGUAAAAAUCCUUUGUAGUUUCCCUAAUGAUUGUGUGUUCUGACUGCGGUGGACGCAGUCUUUUGUGUCGUAUGUGUUCUCACAACAAGGCACCUAAAAUUUUAACAACAUCUUCACAAUACCUUAGGAGUAUUACAGACUUUAAGCUGGAAACAGAAUCACGCACAUUAACAAAACACAAAAUUUUGUAAUACACUUUCAGCUUUGUGCGUUUCGUAGUGAACCUAAUUAAGUAGCUUACUGUAACUGUAAAGGGGAAAAAAGCAUUCAUUCUGUAAUUUGGGCGUUUCGUUCAGAAUCAGCCCCUUUAGAAGUAGACACAAGCAAGACUUAAGAGAGAAGUGGACUGAUUUUUAGUGGUUGCCACACAAUCUUUUCUAAAAUAGUACACCCAAACUGCCGCUACAUUUCUUGGUGUGAUCGUAUUUCUGAUAACCCUCCGACAAUUCACUGUCAUCACUUCCUCUUGCCAGAUAUAGUUCUAAAUGUUUAACUGCUGACUGUUAGGUGCUGUUAGCUGUAAUGGAUUCUUAAAUGUUCUCUAGCAAACCAAAGAGUUUGGCCAAUACUUAAAGUAGAUAGGAAGCGAACCAUCCAGAACGCAAUGAUCUGGUGUCCACUGGGUUGCAGUCAGAAGGCGGCGGGAAUGUACUCGGACUGGGAUUCAAAGUUCAUUAGAUUCAACGUGCUAUGUAGUUUUGAACAAAAAGUGCACUUGCUGAAAGAUACCGGUAUACCAAGAAGCUUUCAUUUCCAACGCGACAGACGCACGAGCAAAGCAUUAGAGCAACGGAGUCUGUCAGACAGGAACAGAAUGGCUCUGAUUAUUGGAAGUCUGAGGAAACAUCCACAGAUUCCACGCAAAUUUAUUGGUCGUACACCUGAACUGUAAAAUUCGUAAUGAUUCAAAGAGCUUCUACUAAUUCCAGACAGCCGCAGUCCACCAUAGCACUGUGUGUUUAGAUCAACUGAAGACAUAUUUUCUUGUCAGCUAAUUAUUACUAUAGCAGUCAUAGCGGUGGGAUCGGUUGAAGACUGAGAUGCGUCACGUUAGUACUUCAGCAAUGCACGGGCAAAACCUGUGUGGUAACGCUCGCUUCUGACUGCGACCUUUAGGUAGUGGCUGACGAGACAGACACCUCAGAGCGUAGACUCCGAUUCCAGUGAACAAAAUUAAAAUGCUAUGAAAUGUGCUAUUUUUCGUAUAACAGUAUACGUAUAUUUUUGUUUGUUAUAUUUUAUAUACCUGUCAUUCUUUCUGUUUUUGCCUACUGUUGGUGUGUGUGUAAAAACAAAAUAAACUGAGGAUUU